This is a messenger RNA of Meleagris gallopavo (turkey), 4116 nucleotides long. The record is from RefSeq and is a predicted model, not a curated record. Lineage: Eukaryota; Metazoa; Chordata; Aves; Galliformes; Phasianidae.
GCAGUCCGGGUCCCCCUACCCAGCGGAUUGAGUGAAGGGCAGUGGGGAGCGAACGGUUCCGGCCAGGGCAGGGUGGGCUUACAAAGCCGGCCAUUCUGCAGCGGAUCAGAGGCUCUCCGGAUGCUGGAGGACGGCAGCUCGGAGGAGUAUUGGGCCCCCGAGCCGGCAGGCGCUGGAGGGCUCCUGCCUCAUCCAGGAACAGCGUGGGCCACUGGAGCAAGCCGGGUGGGAAGGGCAGCAGACGGAGAGACUGCAGGAAGAUUCCUUCCCCAGCGAUUAACAGGGCUGGCCAGCUUCCGAACUGCCUGCAAAGGGCACAGGCCUCACUGCUGCUCUGGUAGUUUUGGGGGGAAAAAGAUGGGAUGGGAUGCCAGCCACAAUAGCCUGCUCUGAGCAGGGAGAAAAGGAGUUAGUCCAGGGGGUUGAAGAAAUGUGGUAACCCAGAAGGAUGGGAAGGGUGCGAAGCCCACUGUUUGGGCUUGAGGCACCGAUCCACCAACAGGCAGACUGGGUUUGCACUGCCUAGGACAAGGUGCAGAGCAGGCCUUUGUCUUCCUGGAGCCUACUGCAUGGGCAUACCCCAUAGGUGAAGGCAGGAGAGAGGCUGAGCUGGCAGCACUGGAGUCACAGGCAGAGGGCUCUGGAGAAUGAGGCUGGUUCUACAGAAACUUGAAAUGUGAUGGCCAGGAAACUUGUGCUUCAGGGCCAUGGGACUGCAGCAAGUUGCUGGAGCCACGGAUUGCAACCCUCGGUGGGAUGGGACAGCUGCUUGCCAGAGAAAAGCUGAGGUCCAAAGACUGGUGUGGGAGCUGUACAUCAGGAGUGAGGGAUGUGUGAGGAGAGCAAAACUGGAACAGCAGGGAGCGGUGCAGAUGGGGCCAUCGGUUAUAAGAAUGGCAUUAUUAAUGUUUUGGGUGGGGAGCCUAAGACUGGAAUAGCAGGGAGCACAGAGUGUCUGGCAGCCAGUCCCAGCUGAGGGACUGGCACAAAUCUGGGUCUUCUGUUCUCUGAAAGACAAGGGGGAGAGCUCUGCAAAGCCAAAUCAUGACAAUGUGUUUGUGUGAGCAAGGAGAGAAAGGGAGACUUGAGGAGAUAGUAUGAUCUUAAAUUACUUUUUCUCUUUUAUCUCUUCUACAGUGAACCUCAUACCCUGAAUCUCCAAGGGAACCUUUAUAAAGGAUUGCCCCCUCCCUGCCAUCUCUUCAUUGUUCAUCAGCUCUGCCCUGCAUUCACAGGGAAGCUUGAAAAAGCACGCUGAGCACAGGAGGGCAGCAAAACAGACACUGCGGUGAGAGUGCCACAGGGUCUUGCUUAGGGAGCUCUCUGAAUCCUCCUCCUCACCCUCCACUCCCUGUUGAUGGCUCUCCGACUGACUUAGCAGGCAUCUGGCCACGAGUGUACCAUUUGCUGAAGGGGAUUACACAUUGUGCAUGCACCCUUUCAGCAUUUCUGUGGGACCUUUGUCCUGCUUCCUGUCUUCUCUGAAACUCUGUUAGCUCCUUGCUCAGUGGGACACUGGGCAACAGGUGCCUGCUGCUGUAAAACUCUUUGGAGUCCGAGCAGUCCCUGUUUGUUUGAGGCCUUCACCAGUCUCUGGAGAAGGUGUUCCCUCAGACAGAAGGUGUCUGGGAAGCACACAAGGUAAGGAGAACCUUUUCUUUGAGGGAAGAGUGGAGGAAAGGAAUGAAAUAGAUGGAGAGGAAAAAAAAAAGUGAGCAUGAGAGACUGAGGGAAGAAGCACUGGCAAGCUUUCAUGAGAAAGAAAGAAGGUGGAAGAAAGAAAAGGAAAGAGAACAACAGAAAAAAACAGGAGAAAGAGAUCAAGUGAAAGUAAUUUAAAAGAACAAAAGGAAAAGAGAAGACUGAGAGUGAGACAGAGAUGCAGGCUGUUCUGCAUCGUGCCUGGUGACAAUGCCUUGAGGAGUGCCUGCAGUGUGCAUACGCCUUGCAUCAGCACAGCAGCAGAUGAGGAGGGACGUGGUUCCCCCAGUGCGAAGUCUCAUUCAUCCUCUUGUAGUAACCCAGAGGCAGGAACAAGGUGCAGCCUAGCAGGAGGACAGCAUGGGGGACUCUGAAUCAGAGUCCACCUUGCACAACAAUUCGCUGUGGUGGCUGGCAUGUGGGAUGUUAGCCCUGCUGGCCAACUCUUGGAUUAUCCUCAGCAUCACAGCCAAGCAACAGAAACACAAGCCCCUGGAGCUUCUGCUGUGCUUCCUCGCUGGGACUCACAUCCUCAUGGCAGCAGUACCCCUCACUACAUACGCUGUGGUGCAGCUGCGGCGUGAGUCCUCCAACUAUGACUGGAACGAGAGCAUCUGUAAGGUCUUUGUGUCCACAUACUACACCCUGGCACUGGCCACCUGCUUCACAGUGGCCUCCCUUUCUUACCACCGAAUGUGGAUGGUGAGGUGGCCAGUCAACUAUCGGCUGAGCAAUGCCAAGAAGCAGGCUCUGCAUGCAGUCAUGGGGAUCUGGAUGGUAUCAUUCAUCCUCUCCACCCUGCCCUCCAUUGGCUGGCACAACAACGGCGAGCGGUACUACGCUCGUGGCUGCCAGUUCAUUGUCAGCAAGAUAGGUCUGGGCUUUGGUGUCUGCUUUAGCCUCCUGCUCCUUGGAGGAAUUGUCAUGGGCUUGGUGUGUGUGGGGAUCACCUUCUACCAGACCCUGUGGGCACACAGAAGGCGACGACAGUGCUGCCAUCAGAGGCCAGAGGAAGCAUCGUCCUGCUCAUCAGCACACAACACUUUCAAUGUGCCAGCCAUCGUGGUAGAGGAUGUACGAGGCAAAAGGAGGUCCUCGCUGGAUGGCUCCGAGUCAGCCAAGACCUCCUUGCAGAUGACCAAUCUCAUCAGCGCAAUUGUCUUCCUGUACGACACACUCACGGGGGUGCCCAUCUUGGUUGUGAGCUUUUUUAGCCUGCGCUAUGACACGGCACCCACUUGGAUGGUUCUGGCUGUGCUCUGGUGCUCCAUGGUGCAGACUCUGCUGCUCCCCUCUUUCAUCUGGUCCUGCGAGCGCUACCGAGCAGAUCUCCGCACCAUCUGGGAGCAGUGUGUGGCUAUCAUGUCUGAGGAAGAUGGAGAUGACGAUGGUGUGUGUGAUGAUUAUGGGGAUGGCAGGAUCUGCAAAGUAAGAUUUGAUGCCAACGGUGCUGCAGCUGUGAAGCGGGACUCUCGGGACAUCAAACUGCUACCAAUGCACCACAUGUUGUUGCCCCAGGACAAGGUGCAUUAUCUACAGGUCCCUAUCUCACGGAGGAUGUCACAUGAUGAGACUAACAUCUUCUCCGCCCACCGCUCCGCUCCAUCCUUCCUACACAAGUGGUCUUCAUCUGAUGACAUCCGCAUUUCCACCCUCCGCAAGUCUGGAGGCCCUGGAUUCUUGCCUCCUCAGCUGCAUGACUACCAGCACUGCAGGCAGCCCCCAGAAGACGAGCUGACAUCCCUACGGCAAUUUUUGGAGGGCGGGCUGGUGCCCCGGGGAUCCAGCUCCAGUGCCUGCUUCUUCCGAGAUGAGAUCACCACGUUCAUCGAUGAGACGCCACAGCCCUCCCCAGUCUGCAGCCCACGGCACUCCCGUCUCCCACUUGCAGCUUGCCGCGAUCGCCGCCUCUCGCUCGGCAGCAGAGAGGAGGAGAGCACUGAUCAGCCACGGUGCUUCUCUCUGGCUGGAAGCGAGGUCUGGCAAAUACAGGAUGAGGAGCAGGCACCGGGUGAAAGGACCUCUGAGGCCUGUGAGGCACAGGCCCUCCAGGAUCCCAAAUUAUGAGAGACAGCAUCAGAAACAUUCAGUGCCAUCGUGAUUUUUAAAUAAAACUUCAAACCUUCCCCUUGUCCCAGGACCUGAUUACUAAUUGACAUUCUCAUCUUUCUCGCCAGCAGGCAGGAAACAUGGCACCCCAUGGUAAGAGAAGUGUGGCAGAUCUGCAGAAUGGAGCUCCACGGACACGGACAGCCUGUGCCUGCCCUCAGGUUACAAACACCCACCGCUGCAACAGCCACUUGGCACCCUUGGCAGUCUUGUUGUCCCUUUGUGAACUCCACCCUUGCAUUCACUCUGCCCUCAGAGACGAGGCAAGCACGGAAUGUUAUUAAAAUUCUAUAUUUGGAGUGUCAA